AUGGCUGCUAAAACUAUUCCCACCCUCCACUAUCUGGACAUUGGUAGAAUGGGCCGUGGCGAAGUCGUACGCCUGUUUAUGAGAGACGCGGAGAUUGAAUUCAACGAUAUCCGGCAUCCUUAUGAUGACACAUGGCCGGCUACGAGCGAGAGACUCAAGCAAGAAGGCAUUACCCGAACCGGCAAGGUUCCUGCGCUCUUGAUCAAUGGUAUCAUUAUCAAUCAACAUAUCCCUAUUUUGCGAUAUCUCGCUCGAGACAUCGGCCGCUAUGAAGGCGAAACUAAUCAUGAGAAAUUUCAGCUUGAUGCUGUUUCAGAUGUUUACAAUGAUUGGAGGACUCAAUGGGUAGCAAGCCUACAGGGAGUCACAGAUGACUACAGAAACAACAUUGUACCAGAAUACUACAACGUUAUUGCAGAGUUCUACUCUGCAAACAACGGCCCUUAUCUCCUCGGAGACAGAAUAUCAUACGCCGACUUUGCCGUCUAUCAGUCAAUUGAUAACGAUGAACGGAUCGGGACUCUUCCAUCCAAACUCCCUGAAGCAAUUCAAAAGUUCCGAGAGGCCUUUGAGGCACGACCAAACAUUGCAGCAUAUAUCGAAGAGAAUCGCCCAAAGAAAACAUAG
This is a messenger RNA of Trichoderma aggressivum f. europaeum, 627 nucleotides long. RefSeq lists its product as uncharacterized. The transcript has 5 exons. The coding region runs from base 1 to 627 and encodes 208 amino acids. Gene Ontology annotation, biological process: glutathione metabolic process. The record is from RefSeq and is a predicted model, not a curated record. Gene Ontology annotation, molecular function: glutathione transferase activity. NCBI's taxonomy places the organism in Eukaryota, Fungi, Ascomycota, Sordariomycetes, Hypocreales, Hypocreaceae.